AUGAACGAAACUGAAACCACCACCAAUCCCGCCACAACCUCCAACAAUAAACCCAUCAAUCCGAGGUCUCGUAUAUUUCGUCCAUGUCUGACUUGUCGGCGACGCAAAAUUAGUGCUGAUUUGGAGGAUAGUGCGAUAAGACCAGACCCAAAUGCAAGAGAUGCGCGCAAACCGGAUAUCAGUGCGAAGGAUACGGCGAAGAACGCCAUUUCGUCUAUGUCAUCCCAACCCGAUCCUCAACUCCAUCAGACGGUAGCGGAAGCGGCAGCAGCAGUCGGAAGAAUAGCAGCGGCAACAGCAAAGACACUCACAACUCGAAAAAAGUCACACUCCGAUCCUCUCGGCAGUUACCACCAGAACACCAGCAACAACAAUUAUGGCAUCAUCAUCAAACACAGCAGUUUCGUUCGCCACACACUCCCAGUGCGACGACGAUCCAUUCACCAGCCGUCAACCGUUUACAGAUUGUAUCCUACUUCGUCGACCGGUAUCUUCCCAAUCGUAUGGCGCAGCAAAACGGGAAUGUCACAGCAAUGA
Molecule: messenger RNA, 537 nt
Organism: Talaromyces stipitatus ATCC 10500
Lineage: Eukaryota; Fungi; Ascomycota; Eurotiomycetes; Eurotiales; Trichocomaceae
Exons: 2
Coding region: 1-537 (178 amino acids)
Source: RefSeq, a predicted model, not a curated record